AUGGGGACCACAGAUUGUCAACCUUGUUGUGAAGGAUUCUUUUGCCCAAGGGGGCUUGCUUGCAUGAUACCAUGCCCUUUAGGUUCUUAUUGUCCGCUUGCAUCGCUGAAUAAAUCUACCGGAGUUUGUGAUCCAUAUAAUUACCAUUCCCCUGGAAAGCCGAACCACAGUUGCGGCACUGCCGAUAUUUGGGCCGAUGUUGGGAGUAGUACUUCGAUGUUCUGUUCGCCAGGAUCAUACUGCCCUGAUACCCUUAACAAAAUUUCUUGCAGUCAGGGGCAUUACUGCAGAAAGGGUUCCACCACCCAAAUUUCUUGCUUCAAAUUAACUACCUGCAAUCCGAAUACGUCGAACCAGAAUAUUCAUGGUUAUGGCGUCAUGCUUUUCGUUGGACUCAGUCUUCUGCUGCUCAUUAUUUAUAAUUUCUCCGAUCAAGUUAUUAGUACUAAAGGAAGACAGGCUAAGUCCCGAGAAGCAGCGGCGAAGCAUGUGCGUGAAACUGCACAAGCUAGGGAAAGGUGGAAAGCAGCAAAAGAUGUUGCGAAGAAGGGAGGUUGGCAGUCUCAGCUUUCGAAGACAUUUUCUCGAGCAAGAUCACAAAGGCGACCUGAACAGACGAAGGCAUCGGGUGCUAGUAAGUCUACUGAACCUGAGUUACCAGAGCAAGUACCUAGAGGUUCAAAAGACAAGAAAAAGGAACCAGGCGACCUCACAAAACUGAUGCAUUCCCUUGAAGACGACGAUUCCAAAAGUAAUGAGGGUAUUGAUGUGCAUAUUGGAGGGGAAAAUGUGAAAAAACAAGCACCAAAGGGUAAACAGUUGCAUACUCAAAGUCAAAUAUUCAAGUAUGCCUAUGGUCAAAUUGAGAAGGAAAAAGCACAACAGAACCAGAAUCUGACCUUCUCAGGAAUAAUAUCAAUGGCUACAGAUAGCAAUAUCCGGACCAGGCCUAUGAUUGAGAAUUUUAAGGAUCUAACCCUCACUUUGAAGAAGAACAAUAAACAUCUGCUCAGGUGUGUCACCGGGAAACUCAGUCCUGGUCGUGUAUCCGCAGUUAUGGGCCCAUCAGGAGCCGGGAAAACUACUUUUCUAUCUGCUUUGACAGGGAAAACUGCUGAUGGAUGCACUGUUACAGGCCUGAUUCUUGUGAACGGAAAAAACGAACCUAUCCAAGCAUAUAAGAAAAUUGGAUAUGUUCCUCAAGAUGAUAUAGUGCAUGGAAACUUGACAGUAGAGGAGAACCUUCGAUUCAGUGCAAGGUGCAGACUAUCUGCGCACCUGCCAAAACCCGAUAAAGUUUUGGUUAUCGAAAGGGUGAUUGAGUCCUUGGGAUUACAGCCAGUAAGAGAUUCAAUUGUUGGGACAGUGGAGAAGAGAGGGAUCUCCGGAGGCCAGAGAAAACGUGUAAAUGUUGGACUAGAGAUGGUUAUGGAACCUUCUUUAUUGAUCUUGGAUGAACCUACUACUGGGUUAGACAGUUCUUCAUCACAGUUGCUCCUUCGAGCUCUUCGACGUGAAGCUCUUGAAGGAGUAAACAUCUGCAUGGUACUUCACCAACCAAGCUAUGCCUUGUUCAAGAUGUUUGAUGAUUUAAUACUUCUAGCCAAAGGUGGUCUGAUUGCAUAUCUUGGACCUGUGAAGAAGCUUGAAGAAUACUUUUCCAGCAUAGGGAUCGAUGUACCUGACCGCGUCAAUCCUCCAGACCACUUAAUCGACAUUCUGGAAGGGAUCGAGAAGCCAGCAUCAGUGACCCGUGAACAGCUUCCUGUCCGAUGGAUACAUAAUGGCUACUCAGUACCAGUGGAUAUGCUCGAUUUGACUGAAGGACUUGCCACACCCUCUGGUUCAAAUAAAUACUUCUGGUGGACAAUCUUUUCCGCAGACAUGCCUGAAGAUUCAAAAAAAAAACCGGGUAUAUUUCGCCAGUACAGAUACUUCCUUGGCAGGGUUCUUAAACAGAGACUACGAGAAGGUCAGAUGCAAGCCGUUGAUUUAAUGAUCCUACUACUUGCUGGAGCCUGCUUAGGAACACUUGCCAAAGUCACGGAUGAAACACUGGAUAACGCUGGCUACACAUAUUCAGUCAUUGCAGUAUCACUGUUAUCAAUGAUCGCAGCGUUGAGAACGUAUUCACUCGAUAAGUUAGAAUACAAAAGGGAGACCGAAGCUGGGAUCAGCAGCCUGGCUCAUUUCUUAUCCAAAGACACAAUCGAUAACUUCAACGUCAUUAUAAAACCAGUGGCAUAUCUAUCAAUGUUCUACUUCUUCAACAAUCCAAGAUCAAGCUUCGAAGAUAACUACGUUAUAUUGAUGUGCCUUGUUUACUGUGUCACUGGUAUGGCUUAUAUAUUAGCCAUUGCUUUUAUACCUAGUCUAGCCCAACUGUGGGCAGCGCUUGUUCCUGUUGUUUUGACUCUAGUUGCAAACCAGGGAAAAGAUAGUAUGGUUCAGAAAUAUUUUGGCAAAUUUUGCUACACCAAAUGGGCUCUGGAAGCUUUUGUCAUUUCAAAUGCUGAAAGGUACUCUGGAGUUUGGCUAUUAACUCGUUGCAAAUCGUUGGAAUCUGGGGGUUAUAAUCUCGAUGACUACUCUCUUUGUUUAAUCGUCCUUGUUAUCAAUGGCGUUAUCGCUCGCAUUGUAGCUUUAUUAUACUUAAAACCAGAUGAGUUUGGAGAAGAAUGCAGCCUUUUUUUUUGUUGGUAUAAAAAGAAACUCAGCAUGAAACGUAGAAGAAAAGUGGGGAAAAUUAAUGGUUAA
Hibiscus syriacus is the source of this 2757-nucleotide messenger RNA. Its product is annotated as putative white-brown complex homolog protein 30. Lineage: Eukaryota; Viridiplantae; Streptophyta; Magnoliopsida; Malvales; Malvaceae. The record is from RefSeq and is a predicted model, not a curated record. Gene Ontology annotation, molecular function: ATP hydrolysis activity; ABC-type transporter activity; ATP binding.